Colletotrichum abscissum is the source of this 2241-nucleotide messenger RNA. RefSeq lists its product as uncharacterized. The transcript has 4 exons. Lineage: Eukaryota; Fungi; Ascomycota; Sordariomycetes; Glomerellales; Glomerellaceae. The record is from RefSeq and is a predicted model, not a curated record. The annotation marks the transcript as partial.
AGCUUCCCUGUCCUUGGCUAUAGCUGUGCCAGAUCUACUCCUGACCUGUACCAGCUGUCAUCUAUCCCUCACCCUCAGAACCCUGUCCCUUUUCUCUCAAUGGCUCACAUCGCAAGCUGUAUGCUCGAUGAAGGCGAGUCCGCCAACCCGCCGUAUAUAGCGAAGCCGCCCUCCCCACUACCCCCAAUGGAUUCGACAUCACAAGCACCACCAUUGUCAUCAUCAUCAGAUCACAAGCCCUUCGUGUGGAGGAUGCACCACCCAGACACCCGGAAGUACCAGCUCUUCCCAAAGGAUCGCCAGCAACGGCCACCAAACAAGAGCCUCGACCCCGAGCAAGCCUUCGCCCUCGCCAUGGGACAGAACGACAAGACCGAGAAGCCCUGCACCAGCAGCGGUUCACUCCGCCUGCGCAUCAAGGAACACAACCUCAUUAGACGGCGUAAAGUCAGCAUCCCCGAAUUGGGCCCCAUGACGACUGUCCAAGAGGUUCCCAUGGAUUCACCCACUAUUCCGGGACGUCCACCGCUCCACGAGAGAUCUGUUAGCGCACCAGGACACCACAUCAAACAGCACAAAUCGAACGGAUCCGUCUCAUCGAUAGCCGCGGCCGACGCCGAUAGAUCUGGUUGCACCACUCCAGCCCGCUCACCAGACCGACACCAACGAUCUACCUCAGAGAGCCAGACUCCCCGCCAACCCGCCUCGCCGAAGCAAUUGGCGCCUCUCGUCAUUCCUACCCACAUUGGCAACGUGCCGCGUCUUGCCAGACAAAUCUCCCACAAUCGCAUGCGAUCCGGCAGCACCGGCCAAGACUCUUCUCAGUAUUCCGCCCGCGCCGAUGAUUCACCUAGAUCACUUGCCCGAACUCCGUAUACGCCUUUGACCGCCUCAACCGCCCUCACGACUCCGUUGUCCGCCUGCCCAACUUUUAUGUCCGCCACAACUCCCGUGUCUGCUCCCAUUAUGGAGGAACGUAGCUCGACGAAGCCCUGGGAGUUGAACUACAGCCAAGACGCAGCCACCCCUGUCCAGCUCAAGAGCGAGAACUCUGCGUCACCUGGUAACGACGGCACACAAAGGCCGUUUGUUCACAGCCACAGGAGAGGUCAGUCUGAGUCUGGUAGUAUCAUGGACCGGGGACGGCCACGGAAGCGAAGCGAAUCACGAAACAACAAUGGUCUCAUCCCCAAGCGAAGCUGCUCAACAAGAAAUAAGAGUGCUGAACGCCGGGCUUUCGAAGAGCUUCCUAGUGGAUUCCGAGCCGGCGAGGCACCCAGCCAUAUCGAGCAAGACGAACUGGCAGCUUUGCAAAAGCAGGCCUUCGGACAGGCUUCCCGAUUUGAGGUACUCAGGAAGGAGGAUGUUGAGCUCCUUUCAAGGGAACUUCGUCAGCUCGAUGAGCGCACCGAGUAUCUGCGCCGCACCUACAACUCUCUGCGAGCUGGUCGGCGCAAUCUGCACUCUCGUAUCUGCCAGUAUCUCCGCUCUCCUCGUACGGCUAGAUUUAGCACAGACUCGAUGCUUAAGCAAGAGGAAGCUCUCGCUGAGCUCGAUACGUCGAUCGACGAUUGGGUGAACAAGCUGGAACAGGCUGAGAACCGUCGUACACGGGUACGCCAAAAGCUUCUGGAACACGUCGCUGCCGCAGCUACCCUCCCCACUCCCGCCGCGACGGCCGCGAGCGAGUCAUUGCAGCUCGCCAUGGGCAUCCGCCCGCCUCCACCAGUGGGUGUUGGAAACAUCUCCACUCCUCCUCGAAGCCCCACCAAGAACUCCUUCUCUUCGCACACUGCUAGCAGCUCCCCUUCACCACAACGGGUCGUUGCCCAGGUCCCCAGCACCAUCGUCGAGCAACCCGUGAUCGAGGAGUGCCCCGUUGCCUCGGUCGACAAGCAUGUCUCUUCCUUCAGUCACCGCCGCACCGGCAUGGAAAGCAUCCGCAUCUAUGCCGACAGCGACGUGUACGCUCUUCUGGCCGACGUGGAGAAUGAGAUCACCAAGAUGAGCGCUGCCGCAAACCAGACUGAGGCCACUGCGGCCCUGUCGGAUGACGAACAGAAGGAGAUCCAUCGGGCACGCAGCCAUGAGGCUCUCAGUGGGCUCGCAAAUGAGAAGCCCACCGACGCCAAGGACACCAAGGACACCAUCCCGUCUCCUCGCGCGCCUUCCCCUCCAGCCAAGGAUAGCCCGGCCGACGACGGAGCCAUCUUCCUCACUAGUGCCGUUUUCCGAGGCUAG